CUUGUCAAAUCACAGUGGGUCGAUGUCGAUUUUUAAUGGCGGUUUGAUUAUUUGUAGGGAAAAAGUAUAAAAUGUAAUUAUAGAAUAUCACUGGUAGUGAUCCUAGAAUUUGUUUGUCUCUUUAGCAGUGCGUUGAAUUAAAGCGAACCGUGUGAUAAAACAACUUUCCGAUGUGGAAACAGUUACAGAUGGGACUUCGGGCCUUCUUACUAAUAGCCUCUAGAGUCUGGACAUGCGUCUGCUAUGCACUAAAGAAGCAGACUAGAUCGAUCAUUCAACACCAAUCUGUAAGAUAUGAUAUAUUUCCUUUAUCACCUUUAUCAAGACAUAGGUUAAGUAUCGUUAGAAGAAAAGUACUCGUUCUGGACUUGGAUGAGACAUUAAUACAUUCACAUCAUGAUGGUGUAGUGAGGCAGACAGUAAGGCCGGGAACGCCGCCUGAUUUCGUCUUGAAAGUUGUUAUUGACAGGCAUCCUGUUAGGUUCUUUGUGCAUAAGAGACCCCAUGUUGACUUUUUCUUAGAUAUAGUUUCACAAUGGUAUGAAUUAGUGGUUUUUACCGCGAGUAUGGAAAUUUAUGGUGCAGCAGUGGCUGAUAGAUUAGAUGCCGGCAGGGGUAUCUUGCCCAGGAGAUUCUACAGGCAGCAUUGUACUCCAGAGCUGGGAUCGUACACUAAAGAUUUGAGUGCCAUCUGCAAUGAUCUCUCUAGUAUUUUUAUACUAGAUAAUAGUCCAGGUGCUUAUAGAGCAUACCCAGAUAAUGCAAUUCCCAUAAAAUCAUGGUUUUCUGAUCCGACGGACAUAGCUUUGCUCAAUCUUCUUCCAGUUCUCGACGCCCUCAGGUUCACGACAGACGUCAGAUCUGUAUUGUCGAGAAAUUUGCAUUUGCAUAGGCUAUGGUAGAUAGGUGCACACACUGAGAUGUAACUGGAUGAUACGUUACGUCACAACUUCCUAUUAUUCGUCAACAUGAAGUUUUUAUUUUUUUGAGUUAACUUAUUUGAGAACUUUUUUAAGUGAAACUGACGGCGCGGAUACUCAGUAUGACGUGUAAGUGGUUCAAAUUUGAAUCACAAACUAAUUCCUUCUAUUUCUUUUGCUGUUGUACAGAUCUCUGUAUUUGUUCAUUUCAUUGUUUGCUACAACUUAAGUUGGCAGUAUUAGCUUUUUCGGUGCGAGAAUUUAGGACAUUAACUUAAUCCAUUAGGCCUGUGAAGUGUAAUAGAAAUAUCAUGACAUUGAAGUGCAACUGAGGACACUUUAAGCUCAAUAAGGACUGUGGACUAAAAUAAUUAGGAAAUGAGGGUAAAGGACCGUUACAAAAGAAAAAUGAAGACUGCCACUGAUCCAAUGAACAUUGUUAGCGAUGAUAUAAGUACAACAAGGAAUACGAACAUGCCCAUAUUCCUUUCUGUUGAUGAAAAGAUUUAUCUAAAAGGUCCAGGUGUUGGUUUACGAUUCAAAUUUUCGUGAGAACUGGAAUUUUUCACGUUAUAUUGUCGGAACCAAUUGUUGAUCAAGUUUUACAUCAUUUAACAUCGUACAUCGCUAAUAUAGUUACGAAUGUUAUCUUCCAACGGCGUAUCUGGGUCACGUCAUGCGAAAUGAAAAAUACCAGUUCCUCCAACUUAUCGAGGGUAAAAUUGAAGGCAAGAGAGGAAUAGGACGCAAGAAAAUGUCCUGGCUCUGAAACGUAAGGCAAUGGACAGGGAUUAACGUCAUGUAAUCUCUGAUACAAAUUGCAAGAAACGGAGAGUUAAUGGAAAAUGUGAUCGCUAACAUUCAUUAGUGGAUUUGCAUCUGAAGAAGAAGACGUUGUCUUCUAGUCGUCAAUUAUCUCUGGCUUAUCGGCGUCAACUGCAAAAUUGCCUAGUGGUGUGAAUUCGAACGAUCUUGUUCGGAAAGAUCUGUGAAUCUGUCAAGUUUACAAGUCUCAAACACGAAAUUAUGUGUUCAUCAAACGCUCCUUCAACUUUAUAAGGAAACACCCCUGUCAGACUUCAUUAGAAUACAAAGAUUGCAAUGGGCCGGACAUGUGAUAAGAAUGGGAGAGGAUAGGCUACCAAAAAGAUCACUGAACGGUAGAAUGCAGGGAAAGAGACCGGUUGGAAAGCCAAGAAAGCGCUGGGAAGACACAGUAAACAGCGACGCACAAGCUCGUGUAUGGAGAAGAGCAGUCACAGACAAACAAGGGUGAAGGCAAAAAAUAAAGGAGGCCAAAGCUAAAUUGGGGCUGUAAUGCCGUAGAAGAAACGCUUCCUUCAGUAAAUCAAUUGUAGCAUGCGCUGUGUGACGAAUUUAGGACAUUAACUUAAUCCAUUACGCCUGUGAAGUGACAUGGAGAGAACAUGACAUUGAAAUGCAACUGAGGAGGAUAUUUUGAGAGCUCAGUAAGGAAUGUGGACCAAAAUAAUUGAGAAAUAAUAGUCUAGAAUCGUCAGGGAGGAUACUGGGACCCAUUUGCGACAAUGGUAUAUAAAGAAUAAGGUUCAACCACGAGAUAUGCCAAUAUUACAAAGAACCCUCUAUAGCUAAUCAUGCAAAAGUACAAAGAUUGCGCUGGGCAGGUGUAAUAAUGAAAACCUUGAGAAUUAAAGGUUAAAAUAAACUAAAAUUGUACAUACAUUAUGAUUGACAAACUGUGACACAAUGAUAUGACAAUGACAUGAGAGAAUGACAUAAUGGCAACAAUAAUAAUAAUAUUAUGCAGAAAGGAACACCACAGCAGGUCACCUUAUAAGAAUGGAUAACGACAGAACACCUAGCAGAACACUUAGAGGAACUAUGGUGGGACGUCGGCCAGUAAGAAGACCAAGAAAGAGGUGGUUAGACGAAAUGAGAACCGAUGCUAAAGAGAUAUUGAGGGUGGACAACCGGAGGAGAGUAGCUAUAGACAGAGAUACUUGGAGGCGGAUGCUGGGGGAGCCUAGGGCCCGACUUAUACUGUAGCGCCAUAGGAGAGAGGAAUCUAGAAUCGUUAUUAAAAGAAAACUGAAGACUGCCACUGAUCCAAUGGACAUUAUUAGUAAAUAUCUAAGUACACUAAGGAACACGAAUAUACCAUAUUCCUUUUUGGUGAUGAAAACCUUUAUUUAAAAGGUUCAGGUGUUGGUUUAUGUUUCGAAUUUUCGUGAAACCUGGAUUUUUUCACGAUAUAUUGGCAGAAUCAAUUAAUUGUUGAUCAAGUUUUACAUCAUUUAGCAUCGUACAUCGCUAAUAACGUGACGAAUGUUGUCUUCCACGUCGUCAAAAUGGUCUCUGGCUUAUUGAUGUAGACUGCAAAAUACCCUAGUGGUGUAAAUUCAAACGAUCUUGUUCCAGAUCUGUGAAUCUGUGAAGUUUACAGGUCCCAAAUGUGAAUUUAUACGCUCGCCAAACGUUUCCUUCAAUAAAUAGAUUGUAGCAUGCGCUGUGUGGCAUGUUGCAUCAUUUUCUUAAAACGUUACCUCCUCCAUAUCAAGGAGAUUCAAUUCAGGAUCAAAAAGAUUAUUGAUCAUGGUUCUACAGUAAUCUGAAUUGACUAUAACUUUUCGACUAACAUCGUCCUUGAAAUAGUAAGGACCAAUAAUUCUACCAACCCCAUAAAUCCGACCAAACAGUGAGUUUUCUUGAUGUAAUGACUCGAUAAUUGUUUGAGAAUUAUUUUUAUUAUAAACAGGACAAUUUUCCUUAUUGGUGUAACCAUUAUACCAAAAAUCAGAUUCAUCGUCCACUCAUGGAGUGAUGCUAACGCCCUACAUCAGCAGAUGUCUCCUUCAGUGAGUACCGAAAAAGUUAUUGCCCAAUGAAAUGUACACAGCUUAAGAAAAUGAGGAAAAAAUUAAGUGUACUUGUCGGAUGGUUAUUUUUGAACGAAAAUCCAAAUGGGUCAGUUUCAUUUGUAAUUUAUUUGUUAAUUUAUUUAUUUUUUAGUUGAUUGAUGUUUGUGUAAUAGGAAAUUAUACUAUAUUGUAAAUAUUAUCAUAGACGAUUCGCUAUGAUGCAGUUAAUGUAUUCAGUAAUCAGAUCACGUGAGUUAAUUUUGUAUGUAUUCUGUUUUGAUUUCGAAGCGUUUAAUAAGGUAGUAAAUGUGAUGUAUAUAGUAGCUUUUGGAUAUCCACUCUCCAUUUUUAACAUUUUCUAUAUAAUAGUUCUAAGAUACAAAGUAGCCAUAGUUCAUAAACGACAAAAUUUUCUAAAAAUUUACCUUAUUAAACGAUUUGUUUAGGUUUGUAGAAAAAACCAAAGACAAUGUAUGUAGUUUUAACGAUGAAUAUGUACCUAAGGCCUAUAUAGCUCAUGACAAGUGAUCAAGAAUAACGGUUUUUAUUUUUCUCUUUGAGGCAGAGACCAAGAGGACUCGACUGAAAGUGUAGCAAUGCCUUACUAUAGAAGAGUAAAGCAACAAAAUGAUCCGGCUUCUCUGAAACCCCUUUUAGAGCCUAAAAAGAAGAAAGAAUAUACUUUUUUUUAUUUAAAUAGUGCUUUCAAAUGAUUACAGUACUUUUUACUGAUCAGCACGAAAUAGAAAAUAUCGAUUUUAACAAUUUUUUAUAGAAUAAUAAUAAAUAAAAAUCAAUUUAAUUUUUAAGUAUUUUCAUCAGUAUGUAUGAAGUAUGAACUAAUUCAUUACAGUAGAUAUACAACGUGUGUUUUGGACCGGAAGUGACGUCACUUCAUGAUAAUGAUUCUCUAGCGACUUCUAUUGACAUUUUCAAGAACUGUUAUUUGUGAUUACGUCACUGUACCUAUCGGACGUGUAUGUAUGAAACUCAGCAAAGAUGAUACUAAUUGCAAUAGUGAAAAAACCAUUGCAGUGUCUUUUUACACUUUACAAACACUGUGACUUGUAUCAUAUUUAAAAUAGAAGACUAGAUUUGGUUCCUCUGGAAUCCUUUUUAUAGCUUAAAAAGAAGGAAAAUGACUUUUGUAAAUUGAAUAGUGCUUUUAAAUGGUUACGAGUAUUUUUACUGAUCAGCGUAUCAACUUGUUCUGGACCGGAAAUGGCGUCACGGUAACGAGUCUGGCCACCUCCGUUGACAUUUACGAGAACUGUGUUAUUUCUGGGUGACGUCAGUGUAUGUACUGAUCGUGCGCAAGCCCCUAAAACAAAUGAUGGUGUGUGUAGGAAUGAUCUAACCGUUGCCAUGUCCUCUGACACCCUUUACGAACACUGGGUUUAAAUUCCCUCCUCAACGGAAUCAUACAGCAUGUAAGGGAACAUCCAUAAACUACGUUGUAAACAAUUUGGACUUUUUAAAACCAAUGGAAAAGACCAGUGGCGCCAUCUUGUAUGAAGUUUUAAAACCUAUUUGGUCAAGCAAUACCGUAUCUUUAUUUUUCUUCCAAACAUCACGAAAUUAUCGAGCAAUCUUCUUAUAUAAGGGCAUAUUUCUUUCGAAAAUGAGACUAUUGGGGUACUGAUUUGUUUGAAGUCGUUUUUGCAACGUUUGUUAAUAAACAUUAUAAAGAAAAUAAUAUAAUUAAACAAACGCUGAAUUACAGAUAUAAUUUGUAUACGUAACGGCCUAUCUGGUCUCUAUUUGGGUGUUUUUUGUACAUAAAAUAAGAAGUUUUCAGCAAAAGUUUUUAAUAUAGAGUAAAUGAGUAUACAACAGAGUUUUCUGCAUCAGAAAAUUGAAUUUAUGGCAUAAAUAUUGAUAAAGAUCGUGUCCUUUUUCAAUUUCUCCCUGGAUGUUGUGUUUUCGGUGUACAUAAGUAGUUGAUAAUUUUAAUUAUGAAAAUUUUGAAGAGAAAACGAAAUGGUAGAUUGGUGCAUUUCGAAUGUGUAAAAGAACUUGUUCGUUGUCGUCAAUGAAGGGUAAUUUUCUUAGGUUUUUGUUUAAAGAUAAAUAUAUCAACUGAAAUCAUGACAAAAUUAAAAAAUAUGUACGCGAUAUUAGCUUUAAACAAAAGUUUACGGAUCGAAAUAAAAACUGGAAGUAAAUUUUUUAAGAGUUUUUACAAUCUUGUAAUGUAAUUAUUCAUCAUCAUCAAUGGUGCUACAGCUCUAUAAAAGAGCCUCGACCUUCCCAAGUCUAUUACACCAGUCAGUUCUGUCCAUUGCCAACUGUUGCCAGUUUGCUGCGCCUAUUUUUCUCCCAUCCUCAUCGACACCAUCCUUCCAUCUGAGUUUUGGCCUACACCUAUUUCUACUUCCCACAGGUUGUGGCAUAAGGAUUCUUCUAGGAGGGUUGUUCUGCUGUGAACUUGCUAGAUGUCCUGCCCAUCUUAGUCUUCCUGUUUUUAUAAGAGAUACUACGUCUUUACCACCAAAUAUAUGUUUAUAUCUGUGGUCUAUCUCGUCGUUGUACCUUCUCCACCAAACACCAUUUUCACAGAUGCCACCGAAUAUUCCGCUCAGGAUCCUUCGUUCAAAUAUAAGCAGGUUUUCAUCUGCCUUGUAGAUGGUUCAUGUCUCCGAUCCAUAGGUCAACACUGGUUGUAUAAGGGUUUUGUAUAUGGUUAUUUUUGUUUUUUGGCUUAAGUUUCUGCUUUUCAUUAUGUCUACUCAGUCCAAAAUAGCAUUUGUUUACUAGGAUUAUCCUUCGCUUGAUUUCUUCCUUCAUGACGUUCACCAUGAGUGGUAUACAUUACCACUUGAGGAAUGUAAAUAUUAAUUUGGUAAAAUUUUCGACCAAAAUUACCGACAAUUAAUCAUUUAGACAUAUUUUUCAUGUAGACAUAUUUUUCAUGUAGAUGGUGGAAGUUUUUAUUAAAAUUGCUAUCUAGUCAAUAGUGUUUUGUAUUUGUUGCACUUUUUGCUGCACUAAUUUAAUUUUUACCUUCUCGAAAUAUUUUAAAAUAUUGCGAUACGGCUCUAUCAAAUUAUAUCAUAACAUUUCGUAAGCCGGCUCGAGGGACCAAUGUAUGAAUUUCAGUUCCCUUUGUCCGUUUUUCUCGUUAGACCUUUAUUGGUACUUCAAAGUAAGUACUUCUUGUUCUUUGGGUGCCGUUUGCUAUGCAGUAUUGUACUGAUAUCAGAUAUAUCGCACCAGUUUCUUAUAUCUCUGAACCAUGAGUGAACCGUAAUGGGUAAAAGUAAUUUUACCCAUUAAAAUGACUUUUAAAAGAUGUCGCCUCUUAAGAUAAGCGUUGAAAUGAUACCCUUCGCAGUUUAACAAUGUUUAGAAGCCCCUUUUGGACAUUAGCUCUUCUUAAGAUAUCUUUGUUUGUAUCAUGGUUGGCCCAUAGAAUUUUAAGCAACCAUCUGAGACAUUACAUGAUUUUUUCAGAUUUAAGUCUUACGUUUUUGAGGUAUUCUAAUUCUAAAGGCAUUCUAAAGAAUUCUAAAGAGAAUAUCUACUCCAUGUUUAUGUUGAGGAUUUCAUGUCGGUAUUAUAUUCGGGGUCGAUUUCAAUGACUUUAUUUUAUUCUUGCCUUGACUUAUCUUACAAAAUAUCUUUUAUAUUGUUUUCAAUUUUAGAUGGAAAAUCCGCUCUUUCUUUUUUGGGAUUUGGUUUCCACCUUUAUAAAAAAUCAAAAGACAGUUCGAAAUUUAUAUUUGAUAAGAAACAAAGUUUUUUAAGUCUCGUUAAUAAGAAAAUUACAGCUUGUUGACAGUCAUCCAUUGUACAUAAAGGUUGUAUAAAUAAAGUAGUAUUUCGAUAUCGUUAAAAUUCUUUUUGUUCACCUUAUGUUUUAAAUUUAU
This is a messenger RNA of Diabrotica virgifera virgifera (western corn rootworm), 7629 nucleotides long. RefSeq names its product CTD nuclear envelope phosphatase 1 (gene Dd). Bases 171 to 902 code for a protein of 243 amino acids. The transcript is spliced from 7 exons. Gene Ontology annotation, molecular function: protein serine/threonine phosphatase activity. NCBI's taxonomy places the organism in Eukaryota, Metazoa, Arthropoda, Insecta, Coleoptera, Chrysomelidae. The record is from RefSeq and is a predicted model, not a curated record.